UGCUAGGUCUAAAUCAACUGCAAAAGCUGUCUAUGUGGGGUACGCCCUCUUGCGCCGACCUCUUGAUAAAUAGACGAAAGUGAAAAUUAUGACGAAGAUGGCGCCUGUAAACUGGAAAUGGAAUCAAUGUCACCAAUGACUGUGGAAUGUUGAUGUCUAAUUUACUGCUCUUGCCGACCGUCAAAGAGAGUUGAUCACAGGAUAAUCACUUGAGGCAAAUGACAAUAAGCUGUAUCUGCUAAGGAAGAAAGGGGGUCUUACCAGCAGUGAGCAUGGCGCCAAUCCUUACCCCUCAAGCUCAGGCUCAAGCUCAGAUGAGCCUUACCCCAAUACCUGGGCAGAGGGCAGCAUCACCUAGUGGAACCAACAGCAUCUCCUUGGGUCUUCUGUUGGAAUUCCUAAUUCAAAAAACCUACCAUGAGCUGAUGGUGUUAUCAGAGUUACUUCCUAGAAAGACAGACAUGGAAAGGAAAAUUGAGAUUGUCAAAUUUGCUCGGAGUACAAGGCAGUCAUUUGUCAGACUCUUAGCCUUAGUGAAAUGGGCCAGCAGUGCUGCCAAAGUGGAUAAAUGUGCAGCCAUUUCUGCCUUUCUAGAUCAGCAGUCACUAUUAUUUGUGGACACAGCAGACAUGUUGUCCCAUAUGGCUCGAGAGAACCUUGUCCAUGCACGUUUGCCCAAUUUCUCUCUCCCUGUUGCUGUGGAUGUAUUGACAACAGGACAGUACAGAAGAAUGCCCACCUGUAUCAAGGAGAAGAUUGUACCUCCAGAUCCUAUUUCUCAGAAUGAGAAAGCUAGCGUACUACAGCGACUGAACCAGAUAAUACAGCAUCGGUUAGUCACCAGCAAAUUACCUUCACAACUGUCAGACUUGUCCAUUGUUGAUGGAAGAGUCAAGUUCAGUGUUCCACAGGAGUUCGAGGCAACAUUAACAUUGAUGGGAGAUGACCCUGGCAUACCAUGGAGGCUUCUAAAUAUUGAAAUCCUUGUCAAUGAUCCAGACACUGGAGAUGGCAAAGCAUUGGUACAUCCCAUGCAGAUCAAUUACAUUCAUCAGUUACUUCAGUCUAGACUCUUUGGGGAUGAAAACACACUACAGGACAUGUACAAUUGCUUGCAUAGCUUUUGUCAGUCUCUUCAGUUGGAGGUGCUUCAUUCUCAGGCUCAGCGGCUCAUUCGAGAGAGAUGGGGUGAACAUGUGAUGAUUGAGAAGUACACAGCUGGUCAGUGUCUAACACUGGCUUACUGGAGGUCACAGAGUUUCAACGUAGACAAACCAGAACUGUACAGCUUAUCAGUUGGUAUUGAUACCAAUGACACAGCUAAACCCCUCCAGAUUAACCAUGAUCCACCUCUAUCAGUGGAAGAUGCCAAUGAAGUCAACAGGGCUAUUCGGUGUGACAGGCUGUCAAUUGAACGACUUCUUGUGGAGACUAUCCUGAUGAGGUCAAAGGUUAAGCUCAAGGAACUACAGAGUAUCUUGGAAAAAGAGCUCACUAACACAAAGACACUUAUUGAGAACACUCCACCACUGCUGUAUGUUCCCAUCAUAGAACCAUGCAGUCAGUCAGAAUAUCUCACUGUAUCUGUGGAUAUGCAGACUGGUUCCUAUCAACCUUAUAUCGCUCAUGCGGAUGCAACAUUGUUAGAGGAGAUGGAACAUUGUCUGAACUCUGAACUCAUCAAAUUGUACCAGUACAUCACCAAACUAAGCUUCAUGUUGAGUAUGCAUCACUGCAAGCAGUCUAUUCAACAACUUCCAUGCAAAUGUACAGACAAAUUGCCUCUAGUGUCCAUAUCAGCUGAGCAUCCAUUGGCAAAACUGUCUCAGAAUAGACUCUACAUACACCUGGUCAAGCAUAAGAACUACUUUGUGGUUGUAGAGUUCAACAGUAUCAAGAAUCAGACCCAUCUACAUAUCCGCUACUACUUAUUUCACACCAGACAGGCUGCAUUUUAUGAUCAGUCUGCUGGAGAGGAUGUACCUCCAUCAACUCAAUCUGAUUGGGAUUCUGGAGAACCUUUCCUUGCACCUCUAAGUUUGAUACCUCUAGAUGCCAAGAGUUGUACCCAUGGUGCAGAUACACUGGUGGAAGCUGAAGAAUUGAACCAAAACCAGAAACGUAAGCUUGGAUCCUCCUUAACAAGUUUCAAGAAACAACGCAUAGACACUUACUCUGAGUAUUUCCAGAGGGAGUUGGUGCACAUUAUUGCACUGUGUGACAGGAGGAUACCUUUCAUCUCAUUAUGUGAGGAGCUCGUGGAACAAGGCAUUCCUUUUCAAGGAAUUCAGGUUGAAGCUGAAGGUAUCGGGAUGGUGGUCAAGUUAUGCAGUUUGCCAGCCGUUGAAGGAGUUUCAGAAGAAAUCAACUCGGUGCUAGCUAAUUCCCUUCUAGAAUGCUCCUUCAGAUUGCUACUCAGAAGUCAUUUAUUAGUCUGGCAAGUACAGCUGACUUUUGGCAAUUGUCCAGUUAAGAGUACAUUACCCAGAGAGCGAGGUUCCACAAGAUGUUUGUACCUGACAUACAGCUCAACCAGCCCUGUCGUUAACCAACUUUUACAAGAUUGGAAGGCCAUUGGUAUGCUGUAUGGACCAGUCCAAGAUCUAGGAUCAGUCAUAAAUGAUCCAGACCUUCCUCUCAGUUCUGUUGCGGAAGUCCGCAGCUACACCUAUCAGAAGCUUGUUUUGGUUUACGGCAAAGAAAAGACAAGUACUGUGACGAUAUUAUGGGACUCUCAUGAGACACGAUUUCAGCUGAGGUUAGCUGUGAUAGGGACUGCAUGUUCUUCCAACUGUCACCUGUUAGUCCAUCGUCAAUUAGAGCAGGAAUUUAAUACUCACAGCAGUCUCAUUAGACUUAUGCAGAAUAUGUGUGACAGCCAACAGCCAUUGCAAGCCAUCAGCAAACUACCAAUGUCACCAGCUCUUGGCGGACUCACAUCUCAAGCUAACCUCCCAUCCCACACUUUUGUGGUCAUACCUCAGUCCAGCAUUCAUGUAAGAGUUGUCUUCAGGAAGACAUACUGCCUGGAUAUUUUAUGCAAAGGCAAGAACACAGCCACUGUCAGAGAUGGUGCAUAUUGUCUCUUUGAUGUCAGCAAAGUGGUUGAAGGUUUAACCCCAGCACCAAACCUGAAGUCAUUUCUGGAGAUGUUUGUUGAUGAGUCCGUCUCCAACAUGCGUCGGCGUUCCGUCAAUGAAGAUGAUAAUCCUCCAUCACCAAUCGGCAUGGAUACCGGUGAUUCCUUCUUGAUGUCACAGCAUCAUUCUGUCCCCUCUCCUAUGGCAAGACUGGGUGGGACUGCAUCAGGUGGAUUUGUUCACCCAAUGACCCCACCCACUGCAAUUAGUACCAGUAAUCCAGCCACACCUGCUUCACCGCACACGUCAAUGCUAUCUCAGCAAUACAGCAUGUCUCCUGGAGCUAGUGGAUAUCCUUUGGCAUCACCUCCAUCUAUUCCUUCUAACAUCGUCCCAUCGCCAUCAUCAAAUAUGUUGAAUACUGCCUCUCCUGCUCUUGCUGUAGGUUCUCCAAGCAAUGUUCCUCAUCAUGUACCAUCUCCAGGCUCAUUUGUACCAACACCAUCUCCUAACAUCCAGAUGCAUUCACCAGCUCCUGGGCCUUUCAUCAGUCCCCAAAAUUUGUCAGAGAAUGCGAACUCACCCUAUCCCAGCAUGGGGCUAGCAAUGCCUUCACCAGGCCAACGUAAUUGGCCUGCAUCCCCAUCAGUUCCUGGACCAUCACCUAUCAAUCGUUACGGUGUAGCUCAUUCACCAGGUAUGGCAGCUAGUCACUCACCUGGAAGUAGUGGUUUAGGACAGACAACUGGUUCGGCCCCUACACAAGCUCCUAUGCCAAUGCGACCAGCUAGACACCUGCCAUCACGUUCUUGGGCUGCUUCCAUCCCUACUGCAUUGUCUUAUGAAGCUAUCACCAAGAUCUUUACCCCAGCUCCUGCUCCUGGAGUUAUUGGUGGUCCAGCUGCCAACCUUUGCUGUCCAGCAGAGCGAUUUCUAGGCUCCAUACACAGCAAAAGAUAUCUGCAGAGAGUAUUUCACAGUAUAGAAACGAUACAAGAGGUUCCAUCGAAUGAGCCUGGAAUGUUACACUAUCGUACAGAAUCCUUGCAGUACUGGGUGUCCCUGAACCCCAACACCAUGCAGACACUACACCUACAGGUCAAACCUAAUCCAGAUAUGAAUGACCGAUGGAACCAGGAUGAGCUGCAAGUGAUUGAGCGAUAUUUUGAAACUAAGGUUGUGUGCCCACCAUACAAAUUGAGUGCCAUCCUAGCUUUUUCCCGUGCCCUGAGUGGACCAACACGUAUCUUGAAAGACUUAGUCCAGUUGAUGAGACUUGAACUGUUACCAGACCGUACCUUAAAAUGGACAAUCCAGUGGUGUCUGACUGUUCCUCCUAAUGACUCCUUUGGUGUUGCUCCACCUGGUACAGCUGCUUUAGCCAUCAAGACGAAGAUGCUGUUCUUUAUUCAACUGACGCGUAUUGGUAUGAAUCCACCAGUGGGUCAGGAUACUCAAUCAAUCGUCAUCCCUAUCGUUCAUGACAUGCAAGCUAACACAACCUCUUACGUUGACCGACAAAAACCGCACAAUGCAUCAGCUGCAACAGUCAGUAACAUGCUCAAGAGAUCCAAUGAGAUGUUCCAGAACAAAGUUGAGUGCACCAUUUUCCCAGUCAUCAGGGACUUAAUGACAAACCUAGUGUUACCUCAGUGAAUGAAAGACAAAGGGUUUUCAUCCUACAUUUUCUCUUGAUACGCCAGACAUGAAGGAGCUGGGAUGAGUGUUCAGUAAAAGUAAACUUGCCUAACCUGCCAAGAAUGUAUUUACAGUGUAUAUCACAAAUGUGAGGAUUGCCCUUUUUUGUAUCCGUUUUGCUAGUGGGGAGCAUUUCAGAAGACUUCUUGCCAGAGGAUAUUACAGAUUUAUUUACUUCACAAAAUAAGCCUGAUAACAAAUAAAGCACAAGUACAUGCCUCAACACUUAGGAUAACCUGUUGUUGGCUGAAUUUUUAUCCUCUGGGAAAAACUUUCACUCUUGUAAUUCCAGAUUGGUAGAAUGUAAUAUGAAGUUUAUGCCUGUGCAUAUACAUUAAGGUUGUUAUGGGGAAGUGUAAAUAAUCCGUUUACAUGUACAUAUUAGGACAGUAUAAUGCAUGCUUUAUAUUAGCUAAGCGGAUAAUCAUGAAUUGAUGAAAUGUAUCAAUACUUUGAUGAGAUGUAUACACGAUAAAAUAUUUGAUGAAAUAAUGGAGUCAUGCUUCACAAUAUCAAAUUCAUCAUACAAAUCCAUGUACACUGUACAUGUAUUUUAGAUUUUCUGUUCAUGACUUCCACAUAUUUCACACAACCUAUAGCGAACUCCUUAAGAACCAAAGCAUACUGAUUGUCAGUGAUGAAGAAUGUCUGGUAUUAUCCCAAAUGAUCAUUUCUAGUGGCUUAUCUUUUUAUAAGUAUAGAAUAUAUUUCAAUGUAGUACCCCACUGUCAUCCAUUGUAAUUUUCUAGCAAUGGAAAGCAACUAGAGUAAAGAUGUAUCUGAAAAUUGGAAACUGCAGAUACAGGUACAUGUAUUAUUGAGCUUAGACUGAAUUCAAACUUUAAAAGACACAUCCUCCAGCUGGUGAUAUUAGUUUGGGGGAUUCCAGUCGGCAAAUGUUUCAGCUCAAUUAACAUUUUUGCACCUGUUUUAUGCAUUGUUCAACACAUUUGUUUGACAGUUACUCGGGAUUCUGCAACUGCAGAUAUGCAGAACCACACAUACAAGAGUUAUAGUUCACAUGGUGCUACCGGGGCAAACUGUUACUUUACUUGCCACCUUCACCUUAAAACUCUUCAAAUCUCAUCUGCUCAGGAUUGUAGCAAAGUUUACAUUUGUCACAUGGCAAAAGUGGUGGCUGAUAUUUUGAACCCUGUAGUGUGUAUUUGGUUUGGUAAACUUUACAAUGGCUGGAAAUAACUCAUGUGGCAAUUAAACAUUUCUACAUUUGUGGAAAGUACAGUAUCUGGCUUAAAUAAAUUAUAAAUGAAAUGAAGGUAAA
This is a messenger RNA of Acanthaster planci (crown-of-thorns starfish), 6060 nucleotides long. It is a transcript of the gene med14, whose product is annotated as mediator complex subunit 14. Gene Ontology annotation, cellular component: mediator complex; core mediator complex. Gene Ontology annotation, biological process: regulation of transcription by RNA polymerase II. Lineage: Eukaryota; Metazoa; Echinodermata; Asteroidea; Valvatida; Acanthasteridae. Gene Ontology annotation, molecular function: transcription coregulator activity. The record is from RefSeq and is a predicted model, not a curated record.